Malania oleifera is the source of this 901-nucleotide messenger RNA. Its product is annotated as zinc finger protein ZAT12-like. Bases 57 to 644 code for a protein of 195 amino acids. NCBI's taxonomy places the organism in Eukaryota, Viridiplantae, Streptophyta, Magnoliopsida, Santalales, Ximeniaceae. The record is from RefSeq and is a predicted model, not a curated record. Gene Ontology annotation, biological process: response to chitin. The transcript has a single exon.
UAUAGCCCUUUCCUUCAAACAACGCUAACUUUUUUCACACCAUACCAGACCAGCCCAUGAAGAGAAGCAGAGAAGAUGGCGGCGACGCCGCCGAGUUCGACAGCAUCGCCACCAUGGCCACUUGCCUCAUGCUGCUCUCCCGCGGUGGCGACUCAUUCGUGUCCCCCUGCCGCGACUCGCCCAUCCGAGUCUUCGAGUGCAAGACCUGCAAUCGGCAGUUCCCAUCGUUCCAGGCGCUGGGAGGCCACCGGGCCAGCCACAAGAAACCCAGACUCAUGGGCCUGCAGAACCCGGCUGGCGACUUGGGCAUGCCCGUCCCCUCGAAGCCCAAGACGCACGAGUGCUCCAUAUGCGGGGUGGAGUUCUCGAUCGGGCAGGCGCUGGGGGGCCACAUGAGGCGCCACAGAGCCGCCUUGAGCGGCGAAACCAACCGGCAUCCACCGCUGCCCGUUAAAGGGUUUGAGGAGGCAUCUCCGCCGCCGCGAGUGCCGGUGGUGAAGAGAUCGAACAGCAGGAGGGUGCUGUGCUGGGAUUUGAACCUGACGCCUUUGGAGAAUGAUGUGGACUUUGGGGUGAUGGGGCGGUUCAUUGCUUCUUGUGAUAAGCAUGAUCGAUCGAGUACAGUCUCCAUUCUCCAAACUUAGUUUAGUUUUUUUUAUUGAAUUUUUAAUUUUUUUUUGAAUUUUGGUUCUUACUUCUUAGGUUGUAUCACGUAUGAGGGUGUAGGCUGAGCGUCGAACCCAUGAUGUGUUUAAAAAAGAAAAAAAAAAAAUGAUCUGCUUUACGGCCGGAUCAUGUGGUUGGCCACCAUCAUUUGUUUAUUUGUUCAUAGAGUGAUAAGAAUUUGUUGGUGAUAAAUGAUAGUUGGCGUCAUAUAUAAAUAUAUUUGGGUUAAUAAUUA